Solanum verrucosum is the source of this 524-nucleotide messenger RNA. Its product is annotated as wound-induced proteinase inhibitor 1-like. Gene Ontology annotation, biological process: response to wounding. Gene Ontology annotation, molecular function: serine-type endopeptidase inhibitor activity. Bases 40 to 387 code for a protein of 115 amino acids. NCBI's taxonomy places the organism in Eukaryota, Viridiplantae, Streptophyta, Magnoliopsida, Solanales, Solanaceae. The record is from RefSeq and is a predicted model, not a curated record. The transcript is spliced from 3 exons.
AUCUCACAAUUAUUUGAAAGAAAAUAAAAUAAAAGCAAAAUGGAGGGAAAGAGUAUGCUCAAGUUAUCUCAUGUGCUUGCUUUCUUGCUUCUUGCAUCACUUUUUCAAUCACUGAUGGCAAGAGAUUUGAGUGAUGGCAUAGAAGUACUGCAAAUUCUGGAAAAUGAAAUCCAAGAUGUAUUGUGCCCAGGUAAGCAAUCAUGGCCUGAACUUGUUGGGAAGCCAGCAGAAUAUGCUAAGAAAAUAAUUGAGAAGGAAAAUCCCAUAGCUCAUGAUAUUAGUGUUUUAUUUCCUGGUAUGCUUAGGCCAUCUAAUUAUGUUUGUGGUAGAGUUUUUCUGGUUGUUGACUGGGAGGCCAUUGUUAAAAUUACUCCCAUAAUGGGUUAAUUAAUUAUUCUAUGGGAACAUUAUGUCAUUAUGUUAUGAAAAAUAAAUAAAGUGGAGAUACUAAAUAUAGUGUCUUCAUGUACUUUACUAUUUCAAGAUAAAUAAAACUAAUGUUCCUUAUUUUUUUUGUGAUUUUA